Messenger RNA from Saprolegnia diclina VS20, 2445 nucleotides. RefSeq lists its product as hypothetical. The record is from RefSeq and is a predicted model, not a curated record. The transcript has 6 exons. Gene Ontology annotation, biological process: protein sumoylation. Lineage: Eukaryota; Oomycota; Saprolegniomycetes; Saprolegniales; Saprolegniaceae. Gene Ontology annotation, molecular function: SUMO ligase activity; zinc ion binding. Bases 57 to 2393 code for a protein of 778 amino acids.
AAGAAAUUAAAUUCCUCGCGGGGCCGACGGACCGCUUGCACCGCUGGCCGCCGACGAUGGACGCAGUCCACAUUGAGUCGCUCAAGAGCAGGCUCCAGGGCCUGCGGAUUCCCGAGCUCAAGGUCAUCAUGAAGGUCAUGAGCUUGAGCUCGUCGGGCCGGAAGCAGGAGCUCGUCGACCGCAUCUACGACAAGGUCGCGUCCUACCAAACAGGGCUGGCGCAGCAGGCGAGCCAGUCCGAGACGCACGCGACGUUUUACAAGCAGCAAAUGGCCAAGGCGAUCGCUGUCAUGAACGAGCAGAUAGGCAUUCGCUCGAGCGAGCGGGGUCUGCAUCAUGUGCCGGAUCGAUCGCCUGUCUACAAGGCGCCGAUCCACGCACCAAACCCAAUUCCGCGCCAUGGCUGGAACGCGCCGUUGCAGAUGCCGCCUAACCUCAUGAACCAGGGACUCUUCCAGCACGAGAUGCGUCCGCCACCAAUGCAUGUCGCUGCGCCGAGUAUCGGGUCGGCGCGCUGCAUGUGCCCCGGCCACGGACAUCUGAGCGCCGGAACGACCAAGUGCAAAUCGUGCACGCUCGUCGUCCACGACAAGUGCCACCUCCUCACGCCCGACACGGGCGACUGGUGCUGCGAGACGUGUCGCUCCAAGUCGUUUGAUCCGUUCUUCAAGGUCCUCGAGACGCUCGGCCAACCGAUUUGUCUGCGCUUCAACAUCCCGCGGUCCCAGACCUUGACGUACGACUUGACACCCAUGGAGUUGGAAGCGCUCCGGCACAAUCAGGGCACAGCCGCCGGCGCCAUUGAGCUCCAACUGCGCUCGUUUGCGCUCAGCCACACCCUUGGUGAGGGCCACGAAUGGCCGACCAUGGCCCAGAUCAGCGUCAAUGGCUACCCCGUCCAGGUUGUCCAGCGAGCCAACCCGGGCCACGCCAACGUCUCCAAGGUGCUUCGAGAGCUGCCACUCAACCUCCUCCCGCACUCGCGGCCGGGGCGCAACGUGGUCGACAUUCGCGGCGCCGACCAGUACGGCCUGAUGUUUGGCAUGCUCGUGCAGCGUGUCGUCCGCGAGUCCCUCGACAGCCUCGUCGAGACUGUCCUGCAGAACUCGACCAAGAUCACGUACGCCGACGCCAAGCAAAACGUGAUCCAGUCGUUUGGGAACGACGACGAUGACGAUAUUGUGGCCAUGUGCACGAUGCUCUCGGUGCGGUGUCCGCUCAGCUUGGGCGUGAUCCAGCUCCCAGCCCGCGGCCUGUGCUGCCAGCAUUUGCAGUGCUUUGACCUCAAGACCUUUCUCAUGUUCAACAAGUCGGCGCGGUCCCGGGCGUGGAAGUGCAUCGUGUGCCACAAGUUUAUCCCGCUGGACGAGCUCCGCAUCGACCCAUUUUUGAAAGACUUGCUGUCGCAAGUGGCCGACGACGACGAGCUCGAAGAAGUCGAGAUCUUUCCGGACGCCACGUGGAAGAAGCGCGUCGAUGACGAGGUCGAGCCCAAGCCCGCAAAGAAGCCAAAGACGGAGGACUCGACCGACGACGAUGAGAGCAAGCGCGCCGUGGACGUGGCCCUCGACGAUUUCGCACCGAUCGUCGACUCGAUCGACUUGACGCUCUCGAGCGACGAAGAAGACGACCCUGCGCCGCCACGUACGCACGCCGCGCGAGACGACGGACCCCAAGCAGCAAGUGGCGGUGCUGGCAUGUGGGCCGACCAAUGGGACGGCCUGCGCUUUGCUGCGACGGCGUUUGGCAUGAUCCCGCCCGAUGUCUGGAACGACGACCAGCCGCCGCCCUUUGCCGGUGACGCGGCCGCCGCCAUUGACGUGCUCUCGUCGCCUGUUCCGGCGAUGAACCUGGAUCCGCUUCCGUUUGCUCCGAUGGAGAUGGCCCCGGCGACGCCGCCGCCGCAAGGAACGGGCGUCGCUAGCCCCGGUAAUACCUAUGCGUCACCACCGCGGUCGCCGGCAGCCAUGAUGUCGGGCGACGCAUCUGCGAACGUCGGCGCCGCCAUGGCGCCGCCCGCAGUACCCUUCACACCACCGCCCACCGAGGCCCACCGAGUACCAGCCGCACCUCCGUCAGCCAGCACCGCCAGCAUCGACUACGACGACGACGACAAUGAAGAAAGCAAACCGGCUCCAAUCGUGGCGCCGAGCCCGGCGUCGCCGCCACUGCCGGCCAUGGGUGCCUUGCUCUCGGACGACGAGAACGACGAAGACAACUUUCUACCGCCGAUCGCAUGGCCCCGCCAAGCUGGCGCGUCGCGUCCACAGCGCCGACGACUCAUGCGCGGCGACAUACCUCGCCCAGUGACCCCUCGAAGUAGCCAUAGUAGAAGUAGCAGCUCCAACGCACUGCCCGAGAUCAUUUGCCUCGACUCGGACAGCGACGAAUAAGAAAACCAAGAAGAUGACGAGAAACCCGUGAGUCACGGACGGUGGUGCUCGG